Triticum turgidum subsp. durum (durum wheat) is the source of this 444-nucleotide messenger RNA. NCBI's taxonomy places the organism in Eukaryota, Viridiplantae, Streptophyta, Magnoliopsida, Poales, Poaceae. The record is from the annotation of a GenBank genome assembly.
AUGGAGUGUGCAGGGGAAGAUGAUGGCACAGGGAGUGGAAGCAGGAGGAGGAGCAGGAGCAUGAGCAUGGGCGGAUCAGAUGCAACGUCGACCAUGAGCGACGGCGGCACGACGGCGGUCAAGCAGCACCAGGCUCUGAGGCUCGUGGAGGACCUCUCCCUCCCUUCGGUGCAGGUGGUGGUGAUGAGCGCCAACAUGGGCUGCUCCCACUGCCGACAGCGGGUCACCAAGGUCGUCACCAAGAUGAACGCAGGGCUGCUGGAUUACAUGGUGGAUUUCGGGAAGAAGGAGGUGACGGUGAGGGGCACGGUAAUUCACACCAAGAAGAAGAAGAAGAGGAAGAAGCAGCAGCAGUACAUGAUCGCUGGGCUGGAGAAGGUGCCGCCUGCUGCUAACGUGGGCGCCAGGACGCUCUCCUGGUUUUUGGGAUGCUACGGUUCAUAG